Symbiodinium sp. CCMP2592 is the source of this 5496-nucleotide messenger RNA. The record is from the annotation of a GenBank genome assembly. Lineage: Eukaryota; Dinophyceae; Suessiales; Symbiodiniaceae.
AUGGAGCGUCGCGAGCUCAUCUCACAGCUCAAGCGCCGAUCCCCUAAAGUUGACAAGGAAGUUCUGGCAGAGAAGUUGCUGUUUCCGAACGGGACAUUGACCAGCAACAUGCAGGACAUCAUGCUGGGAAUCUCUGGUUUCAAAGAUGCCGGGGCAUGGUAUGCUGCCAUACGUAUUCUUGCGAUCAUGGGCUUGGAAGAGCUGGAGGUGGACAUGCCCCUCGUGAACUGCGUGAUAUCAGCAUGCAAGAAUCGUGGCCACCAGCUGGCCCGGAAGAUCAUGUCGAACUUUGUGGCAUCUGCCCUCCAGCCAGACUCCAAUACAUUUCGCUGCGGUGCACUUUGCUGCACAGAGGACCAGUGGUCAAAGGCUCUUCAGUGGUUGGGUGAAGCCAAGAAAGCGGAAGUUCCGUUGGCCGGAGUUUACACGGCUGUGAUGAGCGUAGCUCGGAGAGCACGGUGCUGGCAUGUAGCGCUCCCUUUGCUGGAAGACAUGCAGCAAUCACACGAGGCGCCGGACCGAAAAUUCUUCAACUCGGCCCUCUGGUCCUGCAGUCGAGGACACUGGGAGGUUUCCAUUCAGUUGCUGCAUCGCAUGGCAUCCGACGGAGUGCCCAGCGAGCCGUUUACCUACUUUGCGGCUGCACAGGAGCAUCCUGAUCAAGCCACGGCUUCCUGCAUGGUGCAGCAGCUGCGGCGCAUGCGCCGGCAUUCGUUGCAAGUUGACAUCUGCCAAUUUGCAAAAAUGUUGGCCCACUAUGCAAGUGAUGCCGAAUGGCCUGUUUUGCGGGAGGCGGUACUCGAAGAUGGAGGCUUCCUGCUGCCGUUGAGACGGCGCUUGAUGCACACCUUUGCUGAAGAUAUCAGCUGGUACCAAGCACAUGCACGUGCCAGCAAGGAGCUGACCAGGCGGAUUCUUUGUCUGGUCCGGUCACGACUUGUUGUAACCUCUCGCCCGAAACCAUAUCAGUUUUUUUCCGCUGCUUCGGCCGAGUCUUUGGCUUGUGCGAUACAGGCAGUGGCUGGGUUUGUUCCCGGAGACGCAGUACGAGAACUGGAGAAGAUUGCGAAAAAAACUGAAGAUCUCGGCUUGAGUGGACUAGACCACAAGACUCAGACAAGCGCCCACAGUAAACGUGGCGAUUGUCAUGUCAUGCUGUGCUCGUGCUCACAUACGAACCACGGAACAGCCAAUUCUUGCGAACUCAGGAAGCUUCGUCGCCCCGAUCCGUUGGACUAUUCUAAUUUGGGUGCCCAUGCUGGAUACAUCCGAAACAAAGUCUUCGAGAAAGAUCGCUGCGCCCAAGUUGCCUGCGUGCUCUUCGGGCCGGAGGCUGUCACGCAUGGCCUCACAGAGAAGGAGUCUUGCGUCGUGGUGGACAUUGGUGGAGGUCCUGGGAUAGCAGCACUAGGAAUAGCUGUCUAUGCAGGGCUGCAAGGGUGGCCAGUGCACCUGGAGCAUCAUGUCAUCGACUGCGAAGAUGCUUGGUCCCAGACCAUUCUUCGACUUCAAGAAGUGCUACAGCAUUGGCAUUCUGAAGCUGACAGGCCGCGGACGGACCUGUACUUCCAUCAAGGUCAGCUGCUGAGCAAGAAGUUGGUGACGGGAGUGCCAUCUCCUGAAGACACUGACGUCUUCCUUUUUUCUUACGUAUUGCACGAGAAUGUGGAAGCUCUCCGUUCGAGAAACUUUGGGCUGCUGUCAACUUUGCUUCAGGCGGCGCGGCCGGGUGCCAUCUUCCUUUUCCUGGACGUCGAGGAUACGCUCUGGUCCGAAAUUGCUGCUCUGGCAGCUUCCCUUGGGAGGUUUAUGGUGCAGCUGCAGCAAUUUCGGAAAGAUGACUACUGGCUGAUACUGCAAAAUGCCUGCUGCGUGUGGGCUGCCCUGCUUACCUUCAAGCAAGCCAGCAGCUUGCUACCCACGUGCCCUUUCACACACGAGAUGGUUUUAGACGGCACAGCCGAUACGGGCAGUCAGAAGGAUGGCAAGUCCUCAAAGCCUGACCCAAAGGUUGAGGCCAGCAAGGCUGCCGAGAAAGCAGACGAUCCGAAAGCAAAGCUGGCGGAGGAAGCCAGACAGAAGUACGCAGACGACGAGCGGGAUGAAUUGGCUCGGGUCGAACUGCGCAAGCUCAAUCGAGCAGCGAAGGCUUCGGGCUCGCAGAUGACAGGGAACAGAGACAAGAGCAUCGCGCGUGUCACGCGAUUCCAGAACAGGUUGAAGCUUUUCAAGGGCGAAGUGGAGGUCGACGCCGUCAUGAAAGACAUUGAUGGUGUGGACGCGUCCAAAUAUGUGUCAGAGCUGACAGAGUGCAUCCUGGAAGCCGCUGGCAACUCUUUGAAGCUCAAGGAGUUGAGCUCUGUCAGCAAGAUCUGCAGCAGGCUCAAUGCGACAUACGAAGAGUUUGGAAAUCUGCUGGGUAGAGGCCUCCUCAAGGCCUUCGGCUCCACACCUGCAUCAGAGCUUAACCGGAGACGGUUUUUGCUUCGAAUGUGUGCGGAGCUGUCCCUCAUAGAGUGCGUACAAGCUGCGAAGCCGCCACUAGUGGAGAUGUUUACAGAGUUGUGCGAUAUCUCUGUUCCAGAGGAACAGCUGGUGACGAACUUCACCAUCAUCUCCUCGCUCGCGCAGAAACACGCAGUCAGCUGUUUCAACAUCGUCCCGACAAAGCAGCAAGCCUAUGCAGAGGUGUUGGGAAAGGACUGGCCGGAACGGCAAUGUGUCUUGGAAGAGGCAUCCCGCAGCAAGCUUCAACAACUUGCCGUAAAUGCAUAUCAGUCAGCUGCUGGGGGCCUCCUCAGAAGUGCACACAGCAGAUUACUAGAGCAGGAGAAAACAAACCAAGCCCUGCGCGUGGACAAGGGCCAGGUGGAUGCUGAAAACGAGCAGAAGCAUACCCAGCUCAAGGAGGCUUUGCAGAAGAUAGAGUCGACGCUCACGACCUUGUCUGACUUCCUGAGCCAGCCAAUGCCAACCACUGUGGAAGAAGAGGAGCCCAAUGUGUCACGCGUUGGAGCUGGUGAGAACUCCAAGGAAGAAGCGCCGGAAGAAGAAGAGGUCCUAAUCUUCGAGGAUUCAGAACAGCGAAAAUUCUACGAAGAUGUGGUCGACUUGAAGGACAUCAUCCCCGCGGUGUUGCUGACCUCUGGCAAGGCAGCUCAGGAUACUACGGGAGAUGACAAGGAAAGCAAGCCGGAGAAACCGCCCGAAGAGAAAGAAAAGAAGGAUUUGUCAGCAGCUUCAGACUUUGACUUGUACCUAAUGCGUGUGGCCAAAGCCGAAUCAGCAAAGCAGGUGGAUGACAUCGUGAUUGAAUUCUUCCAUGACUUUAACACGAAAGCCAAUCGGCAGCGCCUGGCAGCACACUUCUACAAUGCACACAGGACAAAGCAGCUGCACUUGCUCGCUCCAUACUCCCGGAUGGCCGCCAUGAUGGGGCAGUACAUCAAAGACAUACCCCAGCAGCUCAUGUCUUGGCUUCAGCACGACCUUGAGCAGGUCAUAGGCGAUGCAAACCAGAACUUGCUGGAGCAGAAGGUCAAAGUCGUCAAGUAUUUGUGCGAGCUAUGCAAGUUCAAGAUAUGUCCUCCGGGUGUUGUGCUCGAUGUCUUCAAGACUCUCUGUGACGAUUUCAACCAGCAGAACGCUGAAUUGUGCGCUAACCUGCUGCAGUCCUGUGGCCGGUACCUGUUGUACAAGCCUGAGACAGCCAUGAGAACAGACAACUUGUUGGAGCGCAUGGCUCGCCUUGCAAAGGCAAAGUCUCUGCCGCUCAGGUUGGAGAUCAUGCUGGAAGAUGCUUUCUACCAGGUCAAGCCGCCGGAAGGCAAACGAAAGCAGAAGAAAGAGAAGGAUCCCUUGGAGCAAUUUGUAGAGCAUUUGAUCUUCGACCGCCUCUACAAAGAGGAGGAUGAGGAUCAGCUGCUCAAGCUUGCGCGCAAGCUGCCAUGGGAUGGUCCAGCUGUCGGAUGGCUGAAGAAAUGCUUGCUGGACUUAAAUCAUCACGCCAACUACGAGAAUUUAUCUUGUGUGGCCUCUCUGUUGAGUGGCCUGGCCAAGUACCGUGAUGCCUUCGUGAUAGACGUGAUCGAUUCUCUCUUGGAAAACAUCCAGGUGACUUUGGAGAGAAAUGACUUUCGGGAGAUGCCCUUAAGAGUUCGACAAGUGAAGCUUGUGGGUGAGCUGUACAACUACAGAUUGGUAGAUUCUGUCCUGGUUUUUGACUGCUUGUACCAGUUCAUCGGUUUCGGGGGGCCGACAUCGCAUCGAGCUGGACAAUUCAUCACUGCACAUAAGCUGGUGGAGAAGGGCUUGGCGAUGAGGAAGGGUGGUCUCGGAAGCAUCUCGGAAGAAGCGGAGGACAAUGAAGAUGCCGGACAGCUCCCAGAGAUACUUGCAGAUCCACAGCAUCCUCUCGAGGCUCCCUGGGAUUUCUUCAGGAUUAAAUUGGUCUGCGUUCUGCUUGAGACAUGUGGGCAUUACUUCGACCGCGGGGCUUCCAAGCAGAAGCUCGAUCGCUUCUUGACGUUCUUCAUACGCUAUGUCCACAGCAAGGGCGAGCUGCCGCAGCGCUUCAUGAACAUGGUCUACGACACCUUGGAGAGGCUUAGGCCAAAGCUGACCUAUCCAGAACUAAAGGCAGAUGCGAACGAGGCAGUGCUGCGACAACUUGACAAGGAGAAGGACGACGUCGAUGUUGGAGGUGGAAAUGCAGACGAUCAGGAUGACGAUGAGGAUGAGGAGGAUGAGAGCUCAGAUGAGGACGAGAGCGAAUCUGACGACGGCGAGGAAUCGUCUGAAGAGGAGUCUGAAGAGGAAGAUGACAGCGAGUCUGAUGAUGACGAAGCUGAGUACGACCGAGGAGAUCAUGAACAGCAGCAUGCUGCCGAGGAUGACUUUGACAAGGAGGUUCAGCAAAUGCUGAUCGAGUCCUUAGAGAAGGAGAGGAAUGCCCCUCGCGUACUGUCCGAGCUGCCGCCUCCGACAGUGAUUGCAAGAAAAACCGAGCAGCUUGCGGAGUCGCCACUCGGUCAGUUCAGCCUCUUGCAGAAGAAGACAGGUGGCAAAAUCUUGGCGAAGCAGCUGAGCAUCCCAGAUGAUUCGAAACUAUUGAGAGCACGGCAAGAGACUGUGGAAGAAGCUUCGCGGGAGCGUGAAGAUCUCAAGAGGUUUGUCAUGCAGUACGAGGAGACUGGAGCAGGUGAUGCCUCAGGUUCCGUGAUCCCCAUUACGGUACGGACAAGGGCUGGCAAGGGUGGCCGCAAAGGAGGCUCACGGUCUCGUGAUGGCGACUACCUCAAGGAAGAGCUGACUCCUGAAGAGUCCCGGGCAGAGCCGUCCGGCACCAUGAUGGGAGGGGGGAUCCUUGUCCGCUACGCCAGCAAGGGCAAAGGGAAGGCACUUCGCUUGCCGAGUCGAAUUCAGCUGAGACCAUCUAUGAAUGUUCAGGCAAGCAGCCUGUCCCUCGGUUGUUGGCAUGUGCUUGGCUCAUUAUAG